UUUCGGUUUUCUCCUUUUUUUUCCUUUUUCCUCCAGUUUUUAGCUCCAGCCGCCCCGCCAGCGCGCCGGGAACGGGCUCUUUUCCAUUUACUUGAUUCACAGGUUUGUUUUAUCCGUUUGGGGGCUUUUUCCUCCCGUUUUUCUUCCGCUGCCCGGCUCACUCCACCCCCCGAAUCUUACCGAGUUGUAGCAACUUGCUCCCCCCCCCCCCCGCUUUUUUCAUUAUUUUAAUUAUUAUUGCUAUUUUUUUCACUGACGCGUUGCGAUUGCAAGUCGCCCUUGCAGUCCGGUUCCGAACUGCAUUUUGUCUGCAGAUCUUCCCUUUGUUUGCGCACACCCCCCCCCUUUUUUUUUUUCCAUUCUUCCUUUUUUUUUUUUUAAUCAUUUUUUUUUCUGUAGUUGUUGUUGUUCGUUGUUAAAGUAACUUUUUUUUUUUUUUUUUUUCGGGGGGGCGCUGUAUUUAAACACUUAAAAUGCACUGCUAUCUCCUGAGCGUGUUUCUCACCGUGGAUCUGGCCACCGUGGCUUUCAGCCUGUCUACUUGCAGCACCCUCGACAUGGAUCAGUUUAUGCGCAAGAGGAUCGAGGCGAUCCGAGGGCAGAUUUUGAGCAAGCUGAAGCUCACCAGUCCCCCGGACGAGUACCCCGAGCCCGAGGAGGUGCCCCCGGAGGUCAUCUCCAUCUACAACAGCACCAGGGACCUGCUGCAAGAGAAAGCCAACCACAGAGCUGCCACUUGCGAGAGGGAGAGGAGCGAAGAGGAGUAUUAUGCCAAAGAAGUUUACAAAAUAGACAUGCAGCCUUUUUACCCUGAAAAUGCCAUCCCACCGAGCUAUUACAGCCUUUACUUCCGAAUAGUCAGAUUUGACGUCUCGGCGAUGGAGAAGAAUGCCUCCAACUUGGUGAAGGCUGAGUUCAGGGUCUUCCGCCUGCAGAACUCAAAGGCACGGGUCUCAGAGCAGCGGAUAGAGCUGUACCAGGUUCUAAAAUCUAAAGAAUUAUCAUCACCAGGACAGCGCUACAUUGACAGCAAAGUAGUUAAAACAAGAGCUGAAGGAGAAUGGUUGUCUUUUGAUGUCACUGAGGCUGUACACGAAUGGCUGCAUCACAGAGACAGGAACCUUGGAUUUAAGAUUAGCUUACAUUGUCCAUGCUGCACCUUCGUGCCUUCCAAUAAUUAUAUCAUCCCAAAUAAAAGUGAGGAGCUUGAAGCAAGAUUUGCAGGUAUUGAUGACUACACAUAUUCCAGUGGUGAUGUGAAAGCUUUAAAGUCCAAUAGGAAAAAAUACAGUGGGAAGACCCCACAUCUUCUGCUAAUGUUAUUACCCUCCUACAGACUUGAGUCGCAACAGCCCAGUCGGCGGAAGAAGCGUGCUCUAGAUGCUGCCUAUUGUUUUAGGAACGUGCAGGAUAAUUGCUGUCUGCGCCCACUUUAUAUUGACUUCAAGAGGGAUCUUGGCUGGAAAUGGAUUCAUGAACCUAAAGGAUAUCAUGCUAAUUUCUGUGCAGGAGCCUGCCCGUAUUUAUGGAGUUCAGAUACUCAGCACAGCAGAGUACUCAGCUUAUAUAACACCAUAAAUCCAGAAGCUUCUGCCUCUCCGUGCUGUGUGUCCCAGGAUUUGGAGCCCCUUACCAUCCUCUACUACAUUGGCAAGACACCCAAAAUCGAACAGCUGUCCAACAUGAUCGUAAAGUCUUGCAAGUGCAGCUAAAGAAUACCCCUGAAACAGUGUGACGUGUGUGUAUUAUAACCAAGGAAAAAAGAAAGAGGGAGCGAGAAGGAAAGAAAGACAAACGAAAACCCAGGUUCAUCAGUGUUAAAAAGAAAAAACAAAAAAGGAAGAAAAAAAGUGGUACUAGACUGAACUGUUUGAAAGUUUGUUUUGUUUUUGUUUUUAAACUGGCAUCCGAAGCAAAACAUUGAAGGCCUUUAUCCGACAUUUCACCUACACAUAGUGUGAGAUAGACAAGAAGCAAAGUUAAAGAAAAAAAAAGAAACCUUCAAAAAAUAAACACUGGAAGAAAUUUGUUAGUGUUACUAUGUGAAAGGAAAAAAAAACAGGAAAAUCCCAUGAAGUGGAGUUGCUGUAUCUGUCCCGUGCCUUACUUGAUCUCUCUGUAUUGUUACGCAAUAAGCAUCCUACCCAUUCCUCUUAGUUGUAGAGUUAACAGUGAAUUAUUUAUUUGUGUGUAAAAACUAUCAAAUGAACAUUUCAGUAUCACCAUUGGAAAAAAAGAAAACCAGCCAAUGAGGACAAAGUGGAGACCAAAUAAACUGCCAGAAAUGCAUAUUAAAGCCUAAAGGAACAUGAGCUCAAACAAAUCAGAAAAGUAAUGGUUAGUUUAGUUCCAUUAAAAUAGAAAUCAGUUAUUACAUUAUUGCGAAACUCUGCCUUUAAAAUAAUUAUUUUCCAUGCCAGCUGCCUAGAGAGGCUUCUUGUAAGGUCUCGAACCUUUGUUUUAAAUACUGAAUAAUUUACUAAUAAAGGACACUCUGUUUCAGUCUCAAAAACAAGUCUAUAAGAUUUUUUUUUACUGUAAAUGAUUUAAAAUGUCAGUUUAGUAAACCAGUGAAAUAUUUAACAUGUACUGGUCUAAUCUUCAGACCUUAAUAUGUUGCUGUAUAGCUAUGCUAUGGGAUUUUUUUGUUCUUUUGGUAUAUGUAACCAUACCUAGAGUAUUACAAUAGGUGGGUAGUAAAAGCCAGCUUAAUUGGAAACAUAUCUGUAGAUCUCUAUUUGUAAACUAUUAAAAAAAUAAGUAUGUGUAAUGUGUAAAUUUUCACCGUAUUUUUGUACUCUGUAAUACUGUCAGCUCUCAUGAGUUUGAAUUUGAAUUUGGGGCUCUUUUUGAUCACUCAGAAUCAUGUGUUUCCCUCUAGCUGGCCAGUAUGAGUAGAGUCCCUAUAUUUUGACUUGCACUACAAAUACAUGUUUUAUAAUAAUUGCUAUCCAUGUGCUUUGUAUAUUGUUCAUCAUUAUGACAUAAGCUACCUGACUCCAUUUGUUUUUCUGUUCUAUAAAAAGGAUGGAUUAAAGCAAUCUCUCACCUCUCCCCCCUUCCUCUCCUUCCUCAGUUGUUCCCAUUUAUAACACUUGGAAUCACAAUGUGGUUUGGAUUCCUUGACCUUCUUAUUUCAUUUCGGCUAUAGACAUUCAAACAGAUGGGCAGGGAGCGAGAUGUUGCCAGAAGAGAUGUCCCAGCCUGGCUGAAGCGAGGUGAAACCUUGCAGGGAAUGACAUUCACCACUGUACAGAAGGCUGGUAGGAAGUGUCUUGGCGCAGCUAUGCUGCGAGUGGGAUCAGUCUGUGGUCAGAGGCUGUGUCCUUGGCCUUGCACACAGCAGGGACUUGUCCCUGCAGUUAGUCUGUGGGACUGAUCCCGCUUCUGCUGCAGGGAACAGAGAUUUGCCUUUAACUUGGCACGGCAGGCCCCUAUAGGCUAUUGGUGUGUGUGUGUGAGGAUUUGCAGGAUCAGACCCGUGAUUUUUGCAAGUUUGCCAAUUUUUGUUUUUCAAUUGAGUUCACAUUAAAGCUUCUUUUAAAAAAUAAUAAAAAAGGAACUUGGGGUUCCCAGGAUUUGGUUUUUACACAGGUUUAAAUAUUAUAGGAGUAAAAAAAAAAAAAACAAGAAAUGAAAAGUUCCAUGUUUAUAGUUCAUUUAAAAAAAGCUCCAACCUAAAUUAGCACAAAACAUCUUGAAAAAGGCACAUCCAGUUCAUUUCACAUGACAAAUGGUUUUUGCACAGCAGAGCUGGAAAACCACGUUAGAAACAUACUACUUGGAUGAGAAGGACUUUUUCUGUCAUUGACCCGAGUGGUGUCAGGAGGACAUUCCUGAGCUUGGUGUUGUCAGCUCCAGUUUUGAGAAGUGCAAUGUUCUUUGGCUUCAGCAGAACACUGAUGCAAAGCUGAAGGACCGCAGUAGCUUGCAUACACGCAGCUCCUCGGGACUUCAGGAGAGCCUGUGCUUAUGGCUUAGAUGGAAACAUAGCCCCACAGAUGAUCUAAUCCCACCCGUUGACUCAGCGCAGAGGAGGAGGUAUGUUAGACUUCUGAUUUAUUUAGUGAGUUGAGAUGAACAAGUGAAAAAAUCUGUCCUGCUAACACUUGCUUGAGCCAAACUUACUCCAGUGAGAAGAUGCACUGAACUCAGUGAAACUCCUCAGGGUAGGAAAUACUCUGGAUUUUGCUGGAUACGGCAGCAAAAUUAGUUUUAUCAGGUUCAGUACGAGAACUGUAUUUUUGUUGGACAGGAAAGGAGACAAGGAUGAACGCGUUUUACAGAACAUAAAGACGUUUUUGCAAUUCCCUGUGGUGGGAAUGCAGCUCGAAACAAGUUUUGAAGCUUGAAAAAGUGGAAUAGGAGAUAGCGUAGUUGUCCAACUAUACUCACUAUGCGCUGGACGCAGCUGAAAAUUUCGGUUUGGGUUUAGAGUUUUGCUCUAAAUUUAAGUAUAAAACUUUAUUUCUCCAAGUCAUUACCCCAAGAGCAAAUACUUUUUACUUCUUUUUUUUUCCUCAAAAUGCACUGAUGGUAUUUGAAAUACUCUGUUAUAAAGCUCCUACUUUUUGUUUGAUUUUUUUUGUUCAUUAGGCAUAUAUUUCCCUUUAAUUACCAAGGAUGUUAGGCCUGAUCCUACAAUGUGCAGAACUCAUGGGUGAAACUCCCCUCUACAGAGUUGGUUAAUGUGAGUCCUAAGCACCACUCAGGUCUGAUGUUACUCCCCUUGGAUGAUACUGAGAUGGAUCUGCAGCAGGGCUUUGUGGUAGGGGCUUUACCAUGAAGAAUUGCCACUGUCUAAGCAAAGUCCCUGAGAACUGGUGGGAAAUGUUCAGUACCUGGAAAGGUGGGAUCCAAGGGGUUGGCUAGGGCUGAGAGGGAAUCUUAGCACUUAGCUGGGUGGGGUAGGACAGCCUUUUUUAUGUGUUUAGCAUGAAUAUAAUUGUAUGGUUGGCAUGGUUUAAAGAAGAAAAAACCCAAGGAACUUAAAGGACAGCUGUGUUGUACUUUGGUGAUCGAUUACUCUGUAUUUUAACACAUUGUAUGUCUGUUUUUGUGGUGCUCUAGUGGUAAAUAAAUUAUUUCAAUUA
Messenger RNA from Pezoporus occidentalis (night parrot), 5093 nucleotides. It is a transcript of the gene TGFB2, whose product is annotated as transforming growth factor beta 2. Gene Ontology annotation, molecular function: transforming growth factor beta receptor binding; cytokine activity; growth factor activity. Bases 474 to 1712 code for a protein of 412 amino acids. The record is from RefSeq and is a predicted model, not a curated record. The transcript is spliced from 7 exons. NCBI's taxonomy places the organism in Eukaryota, Metazoa, Chordata, Aves, Psittaciformes, Psittacidae. Gene Ontology annotation, biological process: regulation of cell population proliferation; transforming growth factor beta receptor signaling pathway. Gene Ontology annotation, cellular component: extracellular region.